This is a messenger RNA of Toxoplasma gondii ME49, 5630 nucleotides long. RefSeq lists its product as hypothetical. The transcript has 11 exons. Lineage: Eukaryota; Apicomplexa; Conoidasida; Eucoccidiorida; Sarcocystidae. Bases 715 to 4572 code for a protein of 1285 amino acids. The record is from RefSeq and is a predicted model, not a curated record.
CAAGAGUGUCCUGUCUAGCAAGAGAAAAACGGAUUCUGGCAGUCGUUCCUUUUUGCGGGAAGCUGCCCUGCUGUGGAUUUGCACUGCGAACGAGGCUCAGCUGAGUUGCGCCGUCCACGAAAAAGCGUGUGUCUCCCUUUUCCGUCUCCCGUUGCCGUUAUUUCACCUUUGUCGUGCCAAAACGGAUUUCCGGAUUGCUCUUUUCUGCACGGCAGCUCUUCUGAGUGUCAACUGCCUCCUUUGUUCCAGCGUUUCUUCGCCUUUGUCCCGGUGCACCCCCUCGAUUGCGACAAGACCUCACGCAGUGUCUUUCCCCGACCGCAGAAUCUUCCCGCCACACAGUACGCCGUGGCAUGUCCAGGAAAUUCCCGCGGCGUCUGGUCCUCCCGACGACGAAACUCACCCCGUAAAGCGAAUCGAGCGAAUCCGAGGGCACCAGGAAUUCUUGAGGCGAGUCUCGGGGCCUGCGCGCCGCUGGCAGGCACCUGUUGCUGUCUUUUCCUUGUCUUGCUGGACUCUUCUCCCUUCCCGUCCACGCGACAUGUAGCAAAAGCCGCCCGCUCCAGCGGCGUCCCAGCAGGCACCUUCCAGCGGCACGACUUUCGCUUUCGCUCUGGUGUACAUACACCACACAGCCUCGCCCCGGCUUCGCGCUCGGCGCUCGCAGGUGCGCUCGGAUUCCGGCUUUCUCCACCCAGGUCUUUCCAAACGAAAAUGGCGACCAGUUUGCACAGCCGCCUCGUGGCGGCGAUGCCAAGAAACCCCGCAGAGUUGAGCAGAGCGUUCGACCUUGACGAUAUGGUCCAGAAGAAACCUCGCCGCCAGUCCUCCGGCGUCGUUGUUCCUGGCGGAGCGCGGGGCCUCGUCGUCCGGACGUACCGCGGCAUUCUGGAUGGAUCUGAAGACGAAGAUCCAGACUCUGUGAACCCCGAGGCUCAUGAAGUGCAAGUUGCUUGGGCAGACGGCAGCGUGGAAAACAUCGCGAGAGAGCAAAUUGAGUUGCUGGAUCGACCGUUCUACGCGGGAGACUUGGUGGUGGGGCAAGACGGCAAGAGUCUGGGCCUCGUGGUAGAGGUGAAGCAGAUUGCGGACGUACGUCUGGUCUCCUCGCGAGCGACCCGGCGACCGAGUGCGCUUGCGGGUCGAGCCUCUCGGUCGAGUGUUUUGAGCGUCGACAGCGUCUCCUCCUUUUCUUCUCGUCUGGCGACCAGAGGCCCGCGGGGGGUCUCUGCAGCUGCGCUGCCCCUCGCAGAUCCCUUGGAGCCUGUGAGGCUGGAAGGUCUGCAAAUCAAUGCCCUGGGGUCUCUCCCGCUUCCCCACGAGCCGCCGCUGCUCCGGCCGCUUCAGGCCUUUGAAGUCGGCACACCCGUUAUCAAAGGUGGACAUCUUGGCGCGGUCAUCAACUGCAAGGUCGACUACCUCGUCAAACUCGACUCUGGACAUGAAUUCACUCUCGAACACGGGAUGGAAGGGGUGCGGCCAGACCCGCGGCAGGGAUAUCCGACGGAGGCGUACGGGCUGUUCCCGUCGCAGCGAAUUUACGUGACAGGCGAGUGGCUUCGCGACUUCCAGGAGCAGCUGCAGACGCGCCAGGAGCGACGCGAGCGCGCGGGAGAGGCCGAAGAAGACACGGUGGAGGCCCACCGUCUCUGUCGCGGUGUAGUGAAGAGCUUCGCCGUCCGCAGAGUCAAGGUGAACUGGCUUCUGGAGGACAGCGAAACCUGGUCCUCUGCACCGCCUUCUCAACCCCUCGCUUCGCAAGCGACUGAACAUGACUGCUCUGAACUUCUUCCCCUUCAGCAAUUCGUCCUCCGUCUCGGGCAACCUGUCUACGUCAACAUUCGCCACAAUCCGACUGCCUCCCUUCUUGCUGCUGUGAAUCCACCUCUAAACGGUUCGUCUCUAAACGCUUCUGCUGUACACUCCUCUCCUCCAAACGCGUCUUCUCUGAACGCUUCUUCGUCAAAUGGAUCUUCGGUCAACAUAUCUGCUGUAAAUGCAUCUUUAGCCCCAUGCGUUUUUCAAUCUGUUUUACCUUCCUCCGAGGCCGGUGUUUCUCCGGAACUCAAACGCUCCGCUCUCGACGCAGCAGAAACCGUUUCUGAAGAUCCACACUCGGUAUCGAAUCCGACUCUUAUUACAAACAGCUCCUCUUCGUCCUCUUCUUCUCCCGCUUCUUCUUCCUCCUCUUCUCUCUCCUGUUCUUCCUCGGCUUCUCCUGAGGAUCCUCUGUAUCGUUUGGGCGUCGUCGAGAGCGUCUCGACUCGCUGCUGCGUUCUGUGGGAAGAUGGGAGGGUGAGUCAGGAAGCAGGUCGCGCGCUGACGCCGGUGAACGUGGACCGAGUCCCGCUCGCUCACUCGGAGUUUGUGGUGGGUCUGGCGAUUCUCCCGCACAUGUUUGUGACGAAGAAAUUUACGCAGGACGAUCUCGAGAGUGCCGCGCGCGAGGAGGAGGCUGCGGAGACUCGCGCCCGCGCCGCAGGCCCCGCCUGGUGGAACGCGCCGUACUUCGGAGACACCGAACUGGGUCCCCACACUUCGGUCCCCGACGAACUGAAGGCGGUGGAAGUCGUUCGCGCGCUCUCGAAAGUUUCUCGGGAAAUAGGAAUCGCCGAGUAUUUGGGCCGCACCCCUCUCGAGGUGUCUCCGUUCGACUCGCACAGCCGCGACAGAGCGCACCGAAGUGACAGAGGCGCAGAGCGAGCUGGAGACCGAGCAACGGACAGAGGGUCGGAAAGAGCAGGCGAGAGAGGAGAACGCGAACAGAGAGAACGGGGGCAGGAGAGAAGAGGGGGAUUUCCAGCUGGAAGGCGACGCGAGAGGAGAGGACGCGACGGCGAGCUGAGACAGGGCGACCGGGAGACAGGUCAGCCUCCUCGCGAGACAGACGUCGCGGAGACUCGACCGGCUGCCGAGGAACACAACCCAGAGCAGCCAGGCCAGGAAAGGGGAGAGAACGGAGACAGAGCGAAUGAGAGAGGAGACGCGAGUGUAGAGCAGGGAGGCGGCGUCAGCAGCGACGAAGACGCUUGGGAAGACUGCGGAAGCGAGGAAGGCAGCGCAGAGUCGGAGGCGAAUGGCUCUGCGAGGCAAGAGCCUCUCGGAAUUCGAGAGGCGCGGCUGCCGUGUGGACUCGGGCCUGGCCUCGUCACUGGCGCGAGUGUCAGGGACGCGGUCGGUCACUUGCAGGAGCUUUUCCAGUGUCUCCAAGACGCCGUCGGCCCCGCGAACUUGGGCUUGCCGAUCUACAAGAGAGUGCCUGUUCUCCGCAGUGUUCCCGUCAGCGACGAAGGCGAGGAACGUCGAGAUCCCCGCGCUGAGGGCAGCGGCGACGCAGGCGCCGAGCCGCGUGGAACGCCAGAGCCUUCUGCGCGUUCGGAAGCGAACGCCGAGUCGGCACAGAAGGCGAACCCCACCUGGAGUCGACACAGCUCUGACGGAAGCUCGGAUGCUUCUUCGAGCUGUCCACGCGCAGUUGUUCGGCGUUCGCGUUCUCCCGAGGCAGAGGCGCCGGCGCGGCUUCAUGCGCUGGUGGGUCGGAUGGAGAGCGGCGAGUGGCGAAGAGAACUUUUUCAGUUGGUCGAGUUUGUGCGCAUGGCGAGCCCAAGCGCAGCGGGAGACGGAUCCUGGGCUCUGGACACUGCGCAGAUGCAGGGCGUUCUUAACUGCGUGAUGGCGCUCAGAGGCGAGGCCGCGCUGGCCGCGUUGAACCGCGCGCGGGGCCGAGAGGCGCGGGAGGUUGGUGUAGUCGUCCGCGUCGAUUCAAAAGAGAAACAAGCGACGGUCGCCUGGCUCGCAGAUCCGCAAGCCUUCUUUGACCGCGCGCGGCGUUUGCGGGAGAAAAUGGCCGAGACCGACGAGGAGAGGAGUGGAAAGGAUCUGGCGAGGGUCACCGAGCGUCAGCUGGCGCGCUUCGGCAUUGCCAUGUGGUGUGGAGGCCGACAGGAGCCUCCGCGAGACGACGCAGCGGGAGCGCUGUACACAACCACUGCAGAAGACUACACGGCCGACGAGGUCGCGGAGCUCGUGCGAAUGGAGACUGUGCCUCUCGCAGAGUUGUCGCCUCUCAGUCGCUUCCUCUUUUUCCCUGGAGACUGUGCACUUCUUGUAGACGACGCGGCGCGUCUGGCAGGCGAGAGCAAAUCGGGAAGAGACGACGAAAGCUCCAGUUUGGAGCAACGAGAAAACGCAAAAAAAGACAAAGUUUACCUCCAAGUCCUUGCAGCUUGCGGAGGCCUCGUCUGGUGCCGCACAUUUGACGGCCGCGUGGCGCCGUUCGCGCCCACCGAACUCGUCCCCCUCAACACUCGGUGGUGUGACAUGGAACUGUCCUACGAAGAAUCUUCGGAUGAGGAGUCCGAGUACUCCGAGGCAGACUCUGACGGCAGUAGCGAAGACGACUCCGAGGACCGAGAGACGCAGUCCUACGAAAGCUCCGAUCUGGACGAAUGGGGAAGCGACUCUGGAAGUACCAACGUGACAGAUCUCUCAGACCCCGUCGGCAACGGCCCGAGUCGGUGCAGCAGUGUAGAGAGAAUGAGUGAUCGAUCUCAAGACGUCGCUGGCGGCUGAUGCUUCCCUUACUCUCCUCUUCUCUUUUUCUCCUUCUCUUCUUUCUCCUCGUCUCCUCACUCGUUUUCUUCGUCUUUCUGUCCUUCAGCGCAGUCUUCUUGUCUCCCUUCUUCUCUGCCUCUGUCUCCACGCUUUCUCCUUCUCCCGCUGUGCCGUCAUUUCUUCUUCCUCCCCUCUGCCUCUUUUUCUUUCUGCUCCGGGGGACUUCCUCUCCCCGUCUUGGAGAGUCCGUCUUUCUCUUUGCAUGCGAGAGCUGUUUGGUUUAUUUCAUUCUGAACGUCGGAGAGUGGAUGCGCAGAAGCGCUGGAGAGGAGAGGAAAACCGCGGCGUUAUUUUGGAUUUCUGGAGGCGCCGUGUGGAGGUCGGGGUGACGCGGAGAUUGUAACUCUAGAAAACGGCCGAAUAAGAGAGCCCGAGGGAGACAUUCAGAGACGAUGCACGCUCGUCAAUGUUUUUUGCGGGAGACUCAAAAAGGCGGCGAAAACGAGAAAAGACCCGACGAAUCAAAGAACAAGAAAAACUGCAAGAUUGCAUGCACUUGCAUGCCUGCUGUUGGCCCGGGCGUCUCCUAGAAAAUGGGUCAACUCUUGAAAUUUAUCAAAAGCAUCCACGUGUGUCUGUUCAUUCACAUAAAAUACAUCUACAUGGAUCUAUGUAGGCCUCUUUACUUCGUCUGUUUCUGCCUUUUAGUCGAAUAUUUAAACGCUUCUGUCUCUGCAUUUGUGCAUGUGUGUACAGCUAUACAUAUGCAGGUAUAUACAUGUAUGUGCGUAUAUUUGUACAUCCUUUCAGGAUACACGCACUUGCCCCAGUCUAGCGUCUUCACCUCUGGUCUAACUUGCCCUUUCUUUCGAAUGACUAGGCCUUUCUCUCUCUACUUCAUCUACGCUACACACAUGCACACGCAGACAUUUUUUUAUUUACGCGUAUUUGUAUUUCUUUUGUUUUUCUGGUGCAAAUAUUUUUUGUGCGAACGAAGCGAGCGGUAAACAACGGUGUGAGUGUCCGACCUUCGUGCGUAAUUCUGAAAACUGAAUUUUUUUAUUGCUGGAAAGCGC